This is a messenger RNA of Gadus chalcogrammus (walleye pollock), 3217 nucleotides long. It is a transcript of the gene nim1ka, whose product is annotated as NIM1 serine/threonine protein kinase a. The transcript is spliced from 6 exons. Gene Ontology annotation, molecular function: tau-protein kinase activity; ATP binding; protein serine/threonine kinase activity. Gene Ontology annotation, biological process: intracellular signal transduction; protein phosphorylation; microtubule cytoskeleton organization. Gene Ontology annotation, cellular component: cytoplasm. NCBI's taxonomy places the organism in Eukaryota, Metazoa, Chordata, Actinopteri, Gadiformes, Gadidae. The record is from RefSeq and is a predicted model, not a curated record. Bases 520 to 2022 code for a protein of 500 amino acids.
AUUAAUACCCUGGAGACUCAAUGACCUGCGGACCUGCGACGUGAGAGCUGGCAGACUACAACACUAAUAAGAAGAACCGUCUCUUAUUAACUCACACCCCAAUGAUGCCAGUCUGCUGCCUAGCCUUCCAGCGACCGUUACCAGGAGAAACGGAUGCAACCACAAGAAGACUCCAUGUUCAGACCUCAGAUGAUAAACUAUGCUUGAUUAUAAUUGUAUUUUUUUUUACAUUGUGGUUUAGCUAUUAUCUCCACAGUGUGACAUCAUAGCUCAUUCAGCUGGAACUGGAGAAAGUAGAGGCUUGGCUGAGAUAUACGGAUCCUUUUUGUUGGUCUGUCCUGCAACGCUUGCAUGAAAUGUGUGUCAAAAUUCAAGAAAGGAGUGUAUUCGCUGUCGUACUGGGCAGUUGCACGGGAGAUCUGGAGAAUGACCCUUAAGUGAGACCCGAUGUGUGCAACGGUUUGAGCCAGCCCAGCGAUGAGAUAAUCCCACACUUUGCAUCUCGCCAUCCUGCGCAGGAUGACUGCCGUGUGUCCGGCCGAGAGCAGGCCAGAUGGGUCCGCCACCGCUGCAGCAGCAGCAGCAGCGGCGGCGGCGGCGGCAUCAGGGACAUCGGGGACACCGGGUGCAGGAUCGGCUGGCUCAGGGGCUGCGGAGCCCACCAAGGGGGGCCUCAGCUCGGCCUCGGGCCGCGCUGGGACCCUGGAGUCCAUCAGCGGGUCCGCCGGGUGCUCGGUGGGCGGGAGCGGCGGCGUCCCGAGACCCACCCGCUGGAGCCGGCAGGACAGCUCGGACAUCAACACGGACGACGAGGGGGCCACCCUGCGGCGGCUGACCCCCCUGGAGAGACUCAACCUGGACAUGUGCCAGGAUGAGAGGAUUUUGCGGGAGCUUACUGUGGGCAGGAGAAUCGGCUUCUACAAGGUGCGAGGGGAGAUCGGCUCGGGGAACUUUUCCCAUGUGAAGCUGGGAAUUCACUCCCUCACAAAAGAUAAAGUGGCUAUUAAAAUCCUGGACAAGACAAAGCUGGAUCAGAAAACCCAGAGGCUUCUCUCCAGGGAGAUCUCCAGCAUGGAGAAACUGCACCAUCCCAACAUCAUACGUCUAUACGAGGUGGUGGAGACGUUGUCACGGUUACACCUGGUCAUGGAGUAUGCCGGGGGAGGGGAGCUCUACACCAAAAUCACAAUGGAAGGGAAACUCUCUGACAUUGACAGCAAAAUCGUCUUCUCCCAGAUCCUCUCGGCUGUCAAGCACAUGCACGACAACAACAUAAUCCACCGAGAUCUGAAGGCAGAGAACGUCUUCUACACUUGCAGCACGUGUGUCAAAGUGGGCGACUUCGGCUUCAGCACGUUCAGCUCCCGCGACGAGACCCUCAACACGUUCUGCGGCUCGCCGCCGUACGCCGCCCCCGAGCUCUUCCGCGACGAGCACUACCUGGGGGUCUUCGUGGACAUCUGGGCCCUGGGGGUGAUGCUGUUCUUCAUGGUGACGGGCACCAUGCCCUUCAGGGCCGACACGGUGGCCAAGCUGAAGCGCUGCAUCCUGGAGGGGGCCUACACGCUGCCCACCUGGGUGCCCGAGCCCUGCCAGCGGCUGCUCCGGGGCAUCCUCCAGCCGCUGCCCUGCGAGCGCUGCGGAGUGGAGCAGAUGAUGGGCUGCGAGUGGCUGCUCCCGGUGGAUUUCCCGCGCGCCAUGGAGCCCUUCAAGCUGGACCCGUCCUAUCUGGCCGAGGGCGCCGGGCCCUCGGAGCUGGAGGAGGAGGAGGCGGAGGUGCUGGGCGCUCUGGAGGCGCUGGGCAUCACCUCGGAGCACAUCCUGAACAACCAGGGCAAGGACUGCAGGAGCUCCAUCACGGGGGCCUACAGGAUCCUCCUGCACCGGGCGCACAAGCGCCGCGCCCUGGACAGCAUGCCCGUGGUCACACACGUGGUGGAGCCCAGCGCCGGGGCGAAAAAGGAACGCCUCAAGGUCUACCGGGGCUUGAGGCACACCUCGAAACUGUGUGUGAUUCUGUGACGAGCAGCUCUGCCUUUCACCUCGAGGUGUAAGGUAAAUGUUUCAGAUAAUGAUGGGUAUUUAUUGUCAGAGAGUAGGUUGCAUUGAUUGUUUUGGGGUUUCUUACGGGUGUAACUAAGUGCUUUUAGCUGAGGAUUAGCCUGAGAUCUGGUAGCUACAGCCAAUCAGAGUUCAGCUUUAAUCUACUAUUGUAUGAAAUUAGUCUCUGAAAGAGGGUUUUUAUAGUUGGAUCCUUGCCGUCAGUUUUUUUUUGUGGGGAUCUGCAACUGUACUGUAAAAAAUAACAAUGUUAAUUGUUUUUUUCAAAAUUAAGUUAGUUUAUGUUGUACACCGCUGAUAUAACACAUUUGUGGUCAUGUAAAUGACAUAGACAGCCUUGAUUCAGUCCUAUAAUCAAUUAUGCUAUAACACCAGGAAAGCCUAUAAAAUACCGGUUUGUGGUUCUUUGGGAUCAAUCAAAACUCUAUUAUAUGCAGGGUUGAUAAUUGAUUGUGAGGCAAAGACGCGGCCACUCUGUUUAAGAAUGAGUAAUUGCACUGUUUAUAGAUACCCUUCUUUUUCUAUAAAUCUGGUUUGAAGUCACACAGGUUGGCUUUUAUUCGUGUUUAAAGCAUGGCAUGAAAUGGAUUAAGUGCAUUGUUUGAACAAAUCUUGUUUAAUCUAUCUCUAUGAGAUAUUCGCCGUAGAUUUGUUAUGUGUCCAAGGUAAUCAAUACUCGUCUUUGGAAAACUUGAAUAAAUCAUUUGAUAUGAUCAAACUUUAAUUAUUUUAUCUGCUAUUGACAGAUAGUUGGAUUGAGACAUCUAGGGGGGAUUUUUGUUAUUGAAAUCAUGUGAUAAUGGUCUCAUUGUGUGAUGCCAUAUUUUAAACUCAUGUUAAAUAAAUUAUAUUCUAAUAUUAAGUUGAUUUAGUGGAAUAUCUGCCUUAAAGUGCCAUCGGAUUGCCAUGUCAAUGAAAACUCCUGCCGCUGAGUAAAUCACAUUGUCACAUUAACAAACAAAACUCUCACUUCUAUGAUGCGCAUAUGAUCAAUCUGAUGCAAUCGUUUUGUCAAACAAAUCAUUGAUUAGACACGGAAGAGAUAGGGAGCUGAUAUGACAGCCAAAGGAAAUGGAUAUCACGGUUAACUCAAGACUCAAACUUAUAUAUAGGUUUUGCAUAUAUGCAUUCAUGCAUGCAAAGUAUGUCUCCUGCA